This is a messenger RNA of Cyprinodon variegatus (sheepshead minnow), 8051 nucleotides long. RefSeq names its product homeodomain interacting protein kinase 3 (gene hipk3b). Gene Ontology annotation, molecular function: protein tyrosine kinase activity; protein serine/threonine kinase activity; ATP binding. The record is from RefSeq and is a predicted model, not a curated record. Gene Ontology annotation, cellular component: PML body; cytoplasm; nucleus. Gene Ontology annotation, biological process: peptidyl-threonine phosphorylation; peptidyl-serine phosphorylation. The transcript has 17 exons. NCBI's taxonomy places the organism in Eukaryota, Metazoa, Chordata, Actinopteri, Cyprinodontiformes, Cyprinodontidae. The coding region runs from base 287 to 4288 and encodes 1333 amino acids.
UGCUAGAGAGAAGGGACAUGUUAGAGGCUGGCAGGGCCGCGGAGCCGCUUGUCUAGACAGGGGGUAACGGGCACCCUUUGAGAGAUGGACACCGAGGCGUGAGAAGGACGGACGCGGAUUUGAGCAGCUUGAAGCGGGACUCGGUGUCUCCCCCUCCUCACCUCCCGGACGGCCAUAAGGAAGAGUUGUUUUCUGUUAGAAAUGUGGGAGAUGGUGGCGUUGCCCAGAUCGAGCUCUCCCUUCCUGUCGUCUAGGACAAGAUGGCAGCAAUGCAGGCGAACUGUGCAUGGGAUGGAUUUAUAAGUCCAUAACAUGCUCAGAGAAGCCCUGGAUUAUAUUUAAAGUGACUCUAUGUGAAGGUAUGGCCUCACAAGUCUUGGUCUACCCACCACACAUUUAUCAAACCCAGACAAGUGCCUUUAGCAGCGUGAAGAAACUCAAAGUUGAGCCCAGCAGCUGUGUGUACCAUGAGAGGACUUUUCUGAACAGCAGAACCCUUGGCAUUGUGCACCCGACCAAACAAGCCCACUCGUUUGUGAAUCGAGACUUGGCAGUGGGCCUGAGAGCACGUGGAGGGCCGCAGUACCCGGUUCAGACGGUUGUGGUUCGUGGCGUACAAAGACAACAGCCUGGUAAAAGAAGAGGGGGACCAGGCCCACUUGCGGCCCAGCAGCAGCAGCGCGAGACGAGGGUCGUCCACUCACAGGGCAAGGAGCAGCAGCAUCAGGAGGUCAAAGAAAGUGGGAGCAGCGGUGGAGCAACAGGAGCAGGAGGAGGGGGAAGGGGAGAGGGCUGCAGUGGGGGAGUUGAGGAAGGAGGAGAGCAGGGUGAUAGAGAGGAGAACUGUGAAAGUUUGAACUCAGCUGACAGCUCUCAGCGAUGUGGGCUGAAACGUAAAAGUGAGGACUUGGAUAACCGAGGGAGCACCAUGCAGAUUGUGGAGGAACUGUCAAUGUUGCCUGCCAUGUUGCAAACAACGAAUGUGGGGAAUGCAGCCGUUACAGCACCGGCGGUUGUCGGGGCUGGGGGAGGCCCCUCCAAACAGGGUGUAGGGCAUGGGGGGUUAUGUGCAACUGGAGGGACAGGAGGAGGGGAUGGGGACUAUCAGGUCGUACAACACGAAGUCCUGUGUUCCAUGAAGAAUACUUAUGAAGUGCUCGAUUUCUUGGGACGUGGCACGUUCGGCCAGGUAGUGAAGUGCUGGAAGCGGGGAACAGGGGAGGUUGUGGCUGUAAAGAUCCUGAAGAACCACCCUUCAUACGCUCGGCAGGGUCAGAUCGAAGUUGGGAUCCUCGCUCGCCUGAGUGGGGAGAACGCCGAUGAGCACAACCUGGUGCGGGCCUUUGAAUGCUUCCAGCACCGCAGCCACACUUGCCUCGUAUUUGAGAUGCUAGAGCAGAAUCUGUACGAUUUCCUGAAGCAGAAUAAAUUCAGCCCGCUACCGUUGAAGGUGAUCAGACCGGUGUUAGAGCAGGUUGCAACUGCUCUGAAAAAGCUGAAGAGCAUGGGUCUGAUUCAUGCAGACUUAAAGCCAGAGAACAUAAUGCUGGUGGACCCAGUAAGGCAGCCCUACAGGGUGAAGGUAAUCGAUUUCGGCUCCGCCAGUCACGUGUCCAAAGCAGUGUGUUCGACGUACCUUCAGUCUCGGUACUAUAGGGCACCAGAGAUCAUUUUGGGAUUGCCGUUUUGUGAAGCCAUAGACAUGUGGUCCCUAGGAUGUGUGAUAGCGGAGCUUUUUCUCGGCUGGCCUCUGUACCCCGGAGCCCUGGAGUAUGACCAGAUUCGCUACAUCUCGCAGACACAAGGUUUGCCAGGCGAACAUUUGCUGAAUACGGGGACGAAGACAGCACGGUUCUUUUGCAAAGAGUCAGACUCACCUUAUGCAGCAUGGAGACUGAAGUCAACAGAUGAGCACGAGGCGGAGACGGGGAUGAAAUCAAAGGAAGCCAGGAAGUACAUCUUCAGCUGUUUGGAUGACAUAGCGCAUGUGAACUUGAUGAUGAAUCUGGAAGGUUGUGACUUGUUAGCGGAGAAGGCAGACCGCCGGGAGUUCGUGAGCCUACUGAAAAAGAUGCUGCUGAUCGAUGCGGAGGAGAGGAUUGCCCCUGCCGAAGCUCUGGUUCACCCAUUUGUGACGAUGCAACACCUGCUUGACUUCCCCCACAGCAACCAUGUGAAGUCAUGUUUCCACAUCAUGGACGUUUGUUGGACUCGAUCCUCUGGAUAUGAAGCUGUCAACAGAAAUAAAGGUCCUUUCGUCAGACCUGUAACUACAACCACUGCUGCCUCAGCCAACCUCCCCUUCAGUAAGAUCCCAGCCGUUCAUACCCAAGGGUUAGUUCCACCCGCACCGUCAGUGAUGCACCCUGGGAUACCGCUGCAGACUGGCGGUGCCCAGUUUGGAUGCAAUGACUCAUUUCAGCAGGCUCUCAUUCUGUGUCCCCCGACAAUACCAGGUAUCCCUUCUAACAGUGCUAAACCACCUGGCUACCCCGUCCGUAUGGAAGCUUCUGUACCUCUGGUUACUCAAGCGCCAUCGAUCCAGCCCUUACAGAUCAGACCUGGAGUCAUCACACAGGCCUGGUCGAGUCGGGCGCAGCAGAUCUUGGUGCCCACUUGGCAGCAGGUUACAUCUGUGCCCCCACCACCAACCACACUGGCAUCUGACUCUGUGACUGGCACACAGAGACUGAGUGACUGGGGGAAAGUGCGUCCCCAUGGUCCCCAUUUCAGCUCCAUGAUUGCACAUCCUCAGCCAUUCUUAACCAACCAAAUGACCAUGUCCACCCACCAGCCGGUGAACAUAGGUAUCGCACAUGUGGUGUGGCCACAGCCAGCUGCCAACAAGCGAGCAAAGCCGUGUGGGAACAGGGGUAGCAGCACCUCCCAAAACACAAAUAUCCAAAUUGUGGCAUGCCAGUCCCCAAAGAUGGCCGACACAGCAAAGAAUGUGGAGGAAAUUGAGGAGGAGGGAGCUAGAUGUCAAGAAGAGGUGCGCUCCGUAGGAGAGGGGCGAGUAGAUCAGGUGGAGGAGGAUGAGGAGGAGAGCUGCUGUAAAGUGGAGCCAGACUGUGAGGAGCUCUCAGUUUCACAGGAACAGCGGCAAGAAAUGUUGAUCUCUGGCCUUGCCAGUCCGACUGUUAGCGUUAUCAGUAUCAGCAGCGAUGAAGAGGGGGAUGCACAGAGACACUCAAUGGGGGAAUGUAAGGGCAGCGCAGAUUGUGAAGCAUGUCAGAGCACUGUCAGCAUGGAGAGGGUCUGUUCCCUCAGCAGUCCAGACAGUACGCUCAGCACCAGCUCUUCAACUUCAGCCCAGUCCAACAACUCCCCGUGCAAACAGCCCAACAGCAUGUCAGAUGACGAGCAGGAGUGUGGUUGUGACACGGCGGAGAGCUCGCCUGCCUCGCACAACUCCGACCACAGCAGCAGUCCCUUUACAGAGCGGCGCUCCAUCGCCGACAGCAACCAGAACUGUGAGCCGCGUAUGGCGUGCAUCGCCCCUGUGACUGAGCCCAGCAAGCCGACAGUCCGCACUGUGGUCGUGCCUCCAAUGAGGGUGCAGAACAACAACAGUGAAAUAACUGGAAAUGCAGGUCACAUGGUCUGGGAUUACGCAGUGUUAGUAGGCCACAGAGGUUCUCACAGAGUCUCUGUGCCAUUACAAAGGGCGAGGCAUUCCUGGGCGACAGCAUCACCACUCCACACCACUACUCAACCGGCCGCAGAAAAUCACCACCGUGUUCCAGUCCCAGCAACAGCAGCCUAUUGGCUUUGGACAGGUUCAGCAUUUCCCUUCAUGCCACCAAGAAUGGAACGGGAACUUUGCCAACCGGCGACCGCAGGCCUACAUCCCUCCCACCAUGCAUGGCCACACCUUUACACUGUCCCACAGCAGCCCCAACCACGUAACGGGCCCCCACCCCCACCUUGGAGGGCACCCGCAUUCUCAGCCUACCCUCCUGUCCUACCCGUCGUCUGGUCCUCUUGUUACAGCGACCCCCGUGGCCCACCUCCUGGCAUCCCCUGGUGCCUCCCGCCCUGUCCUCCAGCCCACCUAUGGCAUAUCCCACCCAGCAGGCAUCGUGCACCAAGUGGCAGUGAGCAUCAACCCCCGGCUGCUGCCCUCCCCCACCCUGCAUCCACAGAGCCAAUUCAAACCUCUUUUCCCCCCUCACUCCUACAUCGCCUCGCCUGCUUACGGCAGUUUCCCCCUCAGCCCUACCAAACUGAACCAGUAUCCCUACAUCUGAGCGUGGCCAUGAUAGCGUUCCUACCACCUGGGGGCUAAGCAGGGCAACAGCCUAUCUGAAUCCACAAACAUGGUUUUCAUCACUGAUAAAAAAAAAAACAGAAACCAUGGCACAACCACAGAGAAAACAAGCUAUUUUUUGAAUCAUUUAGACUUGGUUGUAAUUGAACUUUGAGCUUUAAAAUGAAAAAGAGAGAAGAGAAAAAAAAAGAUUUCCAACAGAGCAGAUGAUUUGGCAAAAAUUAAAGAAGGAAAUAAUGUAUGAAUGACUGAAUGAAAGAAUGAAUGAGUAGUUUAAGUCACACUUAAUGUGUUUUGCACAUUUGAUAUAUCUUUGCAUUGGAUCUUCUACGAAUACUCCUCAAGACAGGUAAAUAAUUGGGGUGUUGUUGAAUAGUUAGAAACCCCCCGGUCCCAGCUAUUUUUCUACAUUGCCUUCUUAUGUGUGCAAGACACAUCCAUAUUUGUAAAGCCAUCCGAGCCUCUAGUUGUAGAUCGACGGAUGCACAUGUUGUCCACGGUGUAUGUUGUACCGCGUUUGAAGUAUUCGUACCUUUUCGGUGUCUUUUCGGUGUCGCAAUGUCAAGUCAGUUAUCCGAUUUAACUAGGGUCGUUCACGCUGCAUGUGGUCUUGCAUGAGCAAAAAUGUAAACGGAAAGAUGCAUAGACGUUGCCCCUAUCGUUUGUGUCACAAGACUCGCUGCAUUGUAUAACUGUCCCCAGCCAUAGUGCCUUACAUAUUUGAGGUUGUUAAUGUUACUACUUAUAUAUGACUAUAUACAUGAAUAUUAAUGUACUGGACUGCAGCACUUGAAAUUCCAAUCAGUCGAUGCAUCCUAUGUGUGAGUAUAUAUAUGCACAUGUGUAUAUGUUCCAUGCAUAGCCUGCAUGGAUGUGAUGUAUCGCGGAGAGCGGUGCUUACUUUUUUUCGGAGUCUAUGUAUAUUUCAGUGUGUAGUGAGUUCCUUUUUCUGUUCUUUCAAGAAGAACGGCAUGCUUUUGCUGUUGCGAAUGCCUGCUGUUUCCUGAUAAACAUUAGAUUUUUUUUUCUGCCCUCUCUGUUUCCGAAUGAACUAGUGUACAAAGUGCAAGUACUGAGUAUUGCUUAACAUUUGAUAAUCACUUUCUAUUUAGUGAAACUCUUACUACUAACAGUAUUUGUACUGUUUAAAAACUGCAAUACAAUCUAAAUAGUCGUUGGUUGAAUAUUUCUUUUUGUUUUUUUUGUUUUUUUUAUUGUCUUUUUGAUUUGAUUUGUGUUUUCUUUGUUUUUUUUAGAUGUUUAGAGGUGUGACAGGCAUGGCUUUGAUUAGGUAGGUUUAAAAAAAAAAACAGAACAUGCAAAUUCAUUUUACGGUUUGGAAUAUUCUUAGCCUGGGCAAACCAUGCAGUGUUUGAUAUACACACAUAUAUGACAUAUAUUAUAGAGCUAGAAUAUUUAGUACAGAUGCUUGUUAAGGUGUGAGGUAAUUGUGUGCAAUUCUCUCAUUUAUGCAUGUGUGACAAACUUAACUUUUCCCUUUUACAUUAAUACCAUUUGUUAAAGGCUUAAUGCUUAUCAGUGUCAACUACUUUUAUACAUUCCGUCAGGGAGGAUAUAGAUACAUAUAUAUGUGUGAUAAUGGCAUAUAUAUAUAGAUAUACAUAUAUAUAUGUGUAUAUAUAUGUAUAUGUGUGUGUGUGUGUUUUAUUUACCUUGUUGAUUUACAGUGGCUCAAAAAUACACAUCCCUGCAAAAAUGCCAGAUAUGUGUGAUUAUAUAGACAUGAGGAUUUGAUUAAUCAUUUCAGACUUAUUCUACUUUUAAUGUGGCAUUUUUUUACUGUACCAAUAAAGUGAAAUAAAAGCAACCAAAAUUUUUUAAGCAAGAUGUAAAAGGAAAAAAAAAACAAAAAAACUAAUCCGACAGAUUCCCCUUAGAUUAAAACUUUGUUGAAGCAACUUCAGUCCUUUUCCUGCGUUCAGUUUUCCUAAUUUUACACAAGUGAGUUCUAUUAACCUGAAAUAAAGCUUAGCAGUCCAUCUAGGAUUGUGCUUCUAUGUGUUCAUUCGGUUCCGUUAGGUAAAGCUAUAGUUCAUUGAGGAUUAACGAGAUCUUGAUGUAGACAGUUUUCAGAGAGGAGGUAGUUGAACAAUCCUACAGCGGUAAAGUUAUUUACCAAUGCCAGAAUGAACGCAAGCUUACAUCCAAGCUAAGAAACAAAGUAUUUCAUUUGAAAAUAAUGGAAUUCAAGAUGAAAGAACCAAGUUUGACUAAAACAAAUCUGUUGCAGAGAGCCAUGCACAGAAGAUGUUGAUAUAAACUGAGACGUUUAAGCUUGGUAGAGGGAACUUGUGAUGCUUAGUCAAGAUACGGGGAACUAAUGGAGGCUGAAUGCUGAAACUGAAUUGAAAGAUGUUACAAUAAAGUACUUGAUUUUAGUUUCAAUGUUCGAUUUUACAUGCUAACCUUCCAGAAACCUGACAUUUUCACAUGGAUGUGUCCUCAGUUGACUAAUCUGUUGUGUGUCCAUUUUUUUCCCCCUCUUUGCUAUUGUCUUUUGUUUUUCAAAUGAAGUCGCUCGUGCAGCACCAAAGACUGUAAUUCGUUUAUUCAGCAAGGUAGCUAUUCUUAGCUAUUCUGUUUGCAUAGACCUCAGUUAUACUGUAGUUGUAUUUCAAGGUUUUGUUUCAAAGAAAAAAAAAAGUUCUAUUUAAAAAAAAAAAAAAAAACACGAAAAAAAAAUGUUUUGUCUAGCUUAUUGGGCAAUUAAUGAGUCGUAUCAUUUCUUGAAUGUAUCAUAGAUAAGCUGCUAUAUGAUGAUUGCCACUUCAAUAGCUGUGAAAUUAGGUGAUUUCGCUCUGAGUUUAAACUUAGCAUUUUGUAUAGGUCCCUAAUUAUCUGAACUAGAAGUGGUUUUGAUUUCUGUGUUUCGUUCAUAUUUGGAGUGUCACUGUAACUACUGUACUUGCUGAUGAUGAACAUUAGUUGCAUUUGUUGUUAUUCGGGGUGCGUGUUUUUUUCAGCAUCAGUAUUUUAUCCUUAUUAACCUCUCGGGCUCGUCACUGCAUAUAAACGAUGUAUCGAUGUAACUUAAGUUUUGUAUGUUUCCAUAUCAAUGUUCUGUACACAUCUGACGCUGUAGCUUGCAGGACUGAUUUAACUUUCUCAUUGCACAAACACCUUGUAUCACUUUUUAGUGAGUUGUGGGAGCACUGUGAGAUGCCAGAACACAAACAAGAACAACAAAAGAACAGCGUGUCUCAGUCACAUCGGUCACACUAACCCACUUCAUACUAAGCUCUUCCACAUCUAUUGAGGCCUGGAAAACAUUUGAUUGAGAUAAGAUACUUAAAUUUUUACCCCCCCCAAAAUGUUUUUUUGCUCCAAAGCAGUUUUUCACAACUUUUACUUCUUGUCAAAACGAUUCCAGGUAUUUACAGCAAACUGUUUUCUCUGUUUAAUGUUGCUUAGAAUAUCGCUUUGACGUUCUAACCUGCCUUGCGUUCAGAUCGCUCCCCCUUUAUGAGUGACUCGUAUCAAAGUGUUUUUGUCAGUGCUAGGCGGUGGCCGUUGUUACGUGUCCUUUAUUGAAACUGAGACAGUGUAAGCAGCACUGUGCAUGUGCCUUGAGAUCCAGACCGUGAAAAAAAACAGACAAAAAAAAAAAAGGCAGAGAAUCCCAAGAUUAUUUAGGUAGCAACCGCUUUAGAGAAAAGACGGAGGGAACAAACAUUUCCAGUAGGACUUCAUCUUAGAGUCUUUUGACUCCAGAUCUAUUAGAAAGGAGCGAUGAAGCCUCUGUGUGACCACAGCCUGCUAA